AUGAUUGAUGGCACGUGUAAGCGUGACUCCGUGACACAACGCGCCUCUUUCUUCACAGUCAUGGUCCAGCUUUCCGCCAAUUCGUGCAUAUCGCUUCACACUGCUGAAUCCACAGAUCUUGACGUGUUUGACGGGACCCACACACUUCAGGUUCUCUCAGUCAAGCCCGUCGAGAGUCACGCAGCUACUGCUGUUGACCGAUACCGCAUUAUCAUUGCUGAUGGCAUCCACUUCGUUCAGGCCAUGCUCGCCACCCAGCUCAACCAUCUCGUUUCAGAGGAUAAAGUCAAGAAGUACACCAUCGUCAAUAUCACAAAAAUGACCUGCAAUUAUGUUCAAGAAAAGCGGUUGCUAAUCAUUUUGGGUCUCGAUGUCAUUCAGCAGUCCGAUGUAAAAAUCGGAGAGCCUACCCCCUUGGCACCGGCUCCGAAUAAGUCUGCUUCAGCAUCUACAACUCCAGCGGCACCGGCACCAGCAGCAUCUUCCUCUUCUCGCCCACCACCUGCUCAGGCAGCUGCCCCGAGUAAGGCACCUCGGCCAGCUCCUCCUCCUCCAACAACAUCCAAUCAUGGCUCGAUUUACCCCAUUGAGGGGCUCAGCCCCUACCAAAACACUUGGACGAUUAAGGCUCGGGUAACUCAGAAGAGUGACCUUAAAACCUACUCUAAUCACAGGGGAGACGGCAAGCUAUUCAAUAUCACUCUCAUGGACGACACAGGCGAAAUCAGAGCGACGGCGUUCAACGAAGUGGCUGGAGAGUUGUACGACCGGAUACAGGAGGGCAAAGUCUACUACCUCUCGCGUGCUCGCGUCAACUUUGCCAAGAAGCAGUUCUCACAUCUCAAUAACGAAUAUGAACUCGGCCUAGACAAGAACACCCUUUGCACUGACCUCACCAACGCUCCAAGCAUCAAGUACAACUUCACCCCUCUCAAUGGACUUGAGGGCUUGAACAAGGAUUCGACUUGCGAUGUCCUUGCGAUCGUUCAAACCGCCGGUGAACUGGCCACGAUCACGUCCAAGCAACAAGGUCGAGAGAUCUCGAAACGAGAAUUGACCCUAGUCGAUCAGUCGAAAUUCCAGGUUCGAAUGACCUUGUGGGGAAAGCAAGCAGAACAAUUCAACUCCGAAGGCUCUGUUAUUGCGUUCAAAAACGUCAAAGUCGGCGAUUUUGGAGGGCGUUCACUAUCCUUUUUUAGCUCCAGCAACAUGUCUAUCAACCCACCAGAUCUGGAGGCGGCCCAGAUCCUCCGCGGUUGGUUUGACGAUAAGGGCAAGCAAGAGGAGUUCCAAGCAUACCAAUCGACUGGAGGCGGAGGUGGUGGUGGUCCCUUUGAACGUGAAAAGCUCAAGUCUAUUGCCGAGGUCAAGGCUGCGGAGGUGGACGAAACGAAGCCCACAAGUCAUUCAAUCAAAGCAACGCUGUUGUUCAUCAAGCACGACAAUAUGUGGUAUCCGUCUUGCCAGACCAGCACUUGUAACAAGAAAGUCACGGACGCCGGCGACGGGUGGAUCUGCGAUGUAUGCAAGAAAAAAUUUCCCAAACCCGAAUAUCGUUAUAUCAUGUCGAUGGCGUGUGCUGACCACUCCGAACAAGCGUGGCUGCAAGGCUUCAACGAAGUAGGGACGGUUAUUUUCGGUGGAAAGACAGCAACAGAGCUUGAAGCUAUGAAAGAAGAAGGCGCCGACGCGUUCACAGCUUUUGUACAAGAGCACACAUGCGAGACCUUUAACUUUGUGUUGCGGGCGAAGAAGGACGACUAUAAUGGUCAAACCCGUGUGCGGUAUGGCAUCUCGAAGAUAUUACCGAUUGAUUACCGAGAGGAAAUGAAGUCCAUGCGCGACCAGCUGCUUGGUCCGUGGGGACAGACGGCAAUCUAA
Molecule: messenger RNA, 1881 nt
Organism: Mycena indigotica
Lineage: Eukaryota; Fungi; Basidiomycota; Agaricomycetes; Agaricales; Mycenaceae
Product: Replication protein A subunit
Exons: 9
Coding region: 1-1881 (626 amino acids)
Biological process (GO): DNA replication; DNA recombination; DNA repair
Cellular component (GO): nucleus
Molecular function (GO): DNA binding
Source: RefSeq, a predicted model, not a curated record